This is a messenger RNA of Meloidogyne enterolobii, 811 nucleotides long. NCBI's taxonomy places the organism in Eukaryota, Metazoa, Nematoda, Chromadorea, Rhabditida, Meloidogynidae. The record is from the annotation of a GenBank genome assembly.
AUGUUUGGAACCUUUAUUUUUUCCUCAACUAUGCAUAUGUUUAUUCGGACAAUUCUUACUUUUUGUAAAGAUCACUUGGAACAAGUAGAUUUGUGUGCUGGUACAGGCCGUCUACUUUGUUGUUUGUUGUAUGCUUGGACUAGUUCCCAAUUAUUUCAGACACAUCAAAUGUUUAUUCAUAUGCCUGGAUGUCAUGGAUAUGUUCGCCCUAGCGAAGCUAUAACUGAAUAUAUUGCAAUAUUUUCCUAUGGAUUUUUCUCACUUUUACAACUUGUGGAUAUUCGUAAUGUUCGCUUUAUUUGUUAUCCACGUACUUGUUCUGGUGAAUGUGAACCUCUAAAAGCUGAAAAUUUUAAUGCCCCGGGAGGAAAAUAUCAAUAUUGUCGAGCAUUUGAAUGGGUUCAAACAAAGGAUUUGAGGGAAAAUGAAGAAGAAAAUAUUGUUAAAAAUGGAAAGAAUUUUAAGAAUGGUGAAAUUAAAAAACAAUCUUCCCCCAUUAAAAUUUGUAAAAAUGGGAAAAAUACUAUUUAAAAAGAAGGAAGAGUAUAAGUUAUUUUUUUAUUUUAAAAGAUAAGCUCAAUAAAAAUUGCUUCAUUUGAAAGACAAUUUUUAGAUUAAAAAGAAAAAUAAUUUUAUAUCGUGAAAGUUUUUUAUAGAAAAAUAGGUUGGUAAUUUUAUAUAAAUAUACCUUUCUGUUACUACCAUAAUUAUGUCUAAUGUUAUAAUCUUUUUCUGGUAAUAUUCUAGUCUAAUGGUCCCUAGAAAAAGGUAAUCGAGUGUGCUGAUCUGAAUAUUUUUUUUAUACCGUGUG